Molecule: messenger RNA, 2180 nt
Organism: Silurus meridionalis
Lineage: Eukaryota; Metazoa; Chordata; Actinopteri; Siluriformes; Siluridae
Gene: cxxc1a
Product: CXXC finger protein 1a
Exons: 14
Coding region: 165-1859 (564 amino acids)
Biological process (GO): positive regulation of DNA-templated transcription
Cellular component (GO): Set1C/COMPASS complex
Molecular function (GO): zinc ion binding; DNA binding
Source: RefSeq, a predicted model, not a curated record
CGGAAGUAGCCGGAUUAUUUUCUUACCGAUCUGUUGUGUAAACACAAUGGCGUGAGGCCUGGGUGAUACUCCACAAAUACUUCUUUUUAAAAUUUGGUAUUGCACUUUAAGCCUUUUAUUUACUUUCUUUUUUUUCUGGAUUUUAAACUUUUAUUAAUGUAGAAAUGGAUAGUGAGACUUCAGAGUUUGACCACCAUUCAGGACCUGAGAUGAGCACAAACCAGGACAACGCUCCCGUUUACUGCAUCUGUCGCAAACCAGACAUCAACUGCUUCAUGAUCGGUUGUGACAACUGCAAUGAGUGGUUUCAUGGCGACUGCAUUAAUAUAUCGGAGAAGAUGGCAAAAUCCAUUAGGGUGUGGUACUGUGAGAAAUGUCGCAUUAAGGACGAGGCUUUAGAGAUGAAACAUCGCGCCAAGAAAAGCCGUGAGCGAGAGUCAGACGGAGACGAGAUGGAGACGGAGUUCGAUUUUAAGAACGAUCGCCGCCGAGGGUCGCGGAUUAAGCGCUCGGCGCGCAUGUGCGGGGAGUGCGAGCCUUGCCUGCGCACCGAGGACUGCGCUCAGUGUGAUUUCUGCAAGGACAUGAAGAAGUUCGGCGGCCCAAACAAGAUCAGGCAGAAGUGCCGACUCAGGCAGUGUGAAGUGCGCGCCAGGAAAAUGCUGCGGGUGAAGGAAGAGGAGAUGUCCAUGUCUAAAGGCCAAGAACGCUUCCAGUCCGACUACCCUCUGUCCGACGAGUACAGCGAGAACGAGCUGGAGCUCUACCAGCAGUACUGCUCCGGGAAAUACGCCGACCACGGAUGGAACAGCGACGAAGAAGACGGAGCGUACCUCGAUCCCACCAUGCGAAAGAGAGCCGUGAAGGUCAAGCACGUGAAGAGGAGAGAGAAGCGAUCGGAGAAAAAGAAAGAGGAGAAUAAACCCCGUAAACACAAGCCGAAGCAGAAGCACAGGGACAAGGUGAGACACAGCGAGAAGACCGAAGCUCGAGACAGCAGUGAAGUCAGACAGUGUCUCGGGCCGGGAUGCGUUGAAGCCGCACGUCUCAACUCCAAGUACUGCUCCGAUGACUGCGGCAUGAAGCUCGCCGCCAACCGGAUCUAUGAGAUCCUCCCUCAGCGUAUCCAGCAGUGGCAGCAGAGCCCCUGCAUCGCCGAGGAGCAGGGAAAGAAGCUUCUGGAACGCAUCCGGCGCGAGCAGCAGCUAGCCCGGACACGGCUCACGGAUAUGGAGAAACGUUUCCAUGAGCUGGAGGGCAUCAUCGCUAAGGCAAAGCAGCAGGUCGUGCAACACGACGAAGAGGUGAACGAAGGAGACGACGACACGGACCUUCAGAUUUUCUGCGUCUCCUGCAGUCACCCGGUCAACCCCAAGGUGGCGCUACGUCACAUGGAGAGAUGUUAUUCCAAGUACGAGAGUCAGACAUCUUUCGGAUCGAUGUAUCCCACACGCAUAGAAGGUGCAACGAGGUUGUUCUGCGAUGUAUACAAUCCUCAAAGCAAAACCUACUGCAAAAGGCUUCAGGUUCUCUGUCCUGAACAUUCCCGAGAUCCAAAGGUCCCAGCAGAUGAAGUGUGCGGAUGUCCUUUGGUGCGCGACGUCUUCGAGCCCACGGGGGAGUACUGCCGUGUGUCGAAGCGCAAAUGUAACAAACACUACUGUUGGGAGAAACUCCGCCGGGCCGAGGUGGACCUGGAAAGAGUCCGAGUGUGGUACAAGUUGGACGAGUUGUUUGAACAGGAGCGUAACAUGCGGAUAGCAAUGACGAACCGCGCGGGUCUCCUGGCUCUCAUGCUUCAUCAGACCAUUCAACACGACCCACAUUCAACAGACCUGCGUGCCAGCAAGGACAGAUAAUCAGCCAGGACUUUAUAUAUAUUUAUAUAUACAUUUUUCGAUUAUUGUAGUGACUGUUAGACAUUUUACAUUAAAAUAAACACAUGCUGGUAAUCACUUUGUAAACAAACAGCAUAAUGGCUGCUGGGAUUCAAAUAAAGAUUUUAUCAGCGCUCCAGGCAUUAUAUAAUGAAUUAAUCAGUGUAUUAUAUAGUUAUUAAUCAAUCAUUAUACUGUUCUACAUUUUUAAGGUUUAGACAGUAAUCGGUGCUCGUCUUGUUAUUAAGAAGCAAGAAUUGUGUGUUGUAUUAUAACAAAAUAAUAAUAAAAGUUUGUGUGGAA